AUGGAUUUUCUAAUUUUAAGGGUCAUUAGUCUAAAAGAUGGUCAUUUUUGCCAAACUCCCCCACCCACCGGCCCAACCAGUAGCCUGCACCAUGUGCUGCCGACACCACCAUUUAACACCACCAACACCAUCAUUGGUCACCAUCCAACACCAUCUCAAACUAAUCCAUCGCCAGUCAACUACCGGACUCCGCAAAUCUUAGAUCUUUUGUUUUCGUUUGAUAUCAGAACCUUCUUUGUGUUCGUUAUUUUCUUAGAGGUUUGAUGGAGAAUAAGAAAAAGUUGGAUAGACAUGAAGAUCAGAGGAUAAAAUUUCUUUCAUAUUUAUUAUUUGAUAAUUUUUCUUUUUAGUGGUUCUAAAACUUUAUGUUGAGAAAAGAACAACCAAAAUUGAGAAAACAACUUAGAUUUCUUUAAACAUCAAGUGUAGUUAAUAUUGGAGAUAUUGAGAAGAAUAUCAUAUGCGAAAAAAACCAAAAUAUAUUCUAUCAUUUGUUGUUUUACUUUUUACCAGAUUUGAUUAUA
Lactuca virosa is the source of this 524-nucleotide messenger RNA. Lineage: Eukaryota; Viridiplantae; Streptophyta; Magnoliopsida; Asterales; Asteraceae. The record is from the annotation of a GenBank genome assembly.